GGGCACACGAGCCUGGGCGUAUACUUCCUGACAGCUCACACUCACAGGGUCCCCACACUAUAAAGAACCAUUCGCUUAAUUUCCCAGCUCCUAGCCUAGUGCUGCCUUGCGUCGCGCAGUCCGUAGCUCGGUGGUGCCCUGCGUGUCCAAGAUGAACAGUUUGUUUGGAGGAGUGAAGUCCAAGGGGGCAGUGAACGAGCUGCAGGAGGAAGGAAAGAAUGCCAUCAACUCGCCCCUCUCCAACACGUUGCCCGACAUCCGCCCGGAGGACACCUUCCUUGAGGAGAACGAGGAGCGCACCAUGAUCGACGCGCAGUCCAAGAGGGACCCCAAGCUGCAGGAGCUGAUUAAGGUGUUGAUAGACUGGAUUAAUGACGUGCUUGCAGAAGACAGGAUAAUCGUCAAGAGCCUCGAGGAUGAUCUUUUUGAUGGGCAGGUUCUUCAGAAGCUCCUGGAGAAGCUGGGGAAGCAGAAGCUGAACGUGGCCGAGGUGACGCAGUCGGAGGUGGCGCAGAAGCACAAGCUGCAGACGGUGCUGGAGGCCGUGAGCGCCGUGCUGCGGCCGCGCAACUGGAACAUCAAGUGGAACGUGGAGCUGAUUCAUUCCAAAAACCUGGUGGGCAUCCUUCACCUGCUGGUGGCACUCGCCAUCCAGUUCCAUGCACCAAUCCGCCUGCCAGAGAACGUGUCUGUCCAGGUCAUCGUUGUACAGAAGAGGGAUGGUUGCCUCGCUUCCCACAGAGUCACAGAGGAGAUCACGAGUACCACCGAAGACAUGACUGGAAAAUAUGAGCGCGACGCCUUCGACACGCUCUUCGAUCACGCCCCAGAGAAGCUCAACGUCGUUAAGAAGUCGCUCAUCACAUUUGUCAACAAGCAGCUGAACAAGUUGAACCUUGAGGUCACUGACCUGGACUCACAGUUUGCAGAUGGAGUGUACCUCGUGCUUCUUAUGGGUUUGCUGGAAGAUUACUUUGUGCCGCUGCAUAACUUCUUCCUCACUCCGGAGGGCUUCGAGCAGAAGGUGCACAACGUGUCGUUUGCAUUCGAGCUGAUGCAGGACGCGGGACUCAACAAGCCCAAAGCGCGUCCCGAAGAUGUCGUAAACCUGGACCUGAAAUCCACCCUGCGAGUCUUGUACAACCUCUUCACCAAGUACAAGCACAUGGAGUGAGAUGCCAUGCUGCAGUCUGACCGUGGAAGGCUAGAACACGUCCCGACAGGAUCCACUCGCCGCUCUCACAGAACGCAAUGGCCGCUUGCUCGAACGCAGGAUUCUCAACACAUUUGGUGUCUCCGUGGAUUUGUUGUUGUUGCUGAUGUGUAUCACUCGGGAUGCAAUUAAUGCAUUUUACUACUUGAUUAUUUGUAGGGGUAUUUUUGUUUGUUGUUGUUGUUGUUCGUGUUUACUAAUUUAAAAUGUGCCACAUUCUGUCAGCGCGAUCUACAAUUUAGCAAAUACUGGAAAUUACUUGACCAUUAGGGCUCUCAUGAGGUAUAUCAGUAUUAUUAAUAUCGUUUAAAAUAUAUCAAGAUCAUGUUUGGGGUUUUAUUCUAGCUUUGUAAGCCCGUUGUCGACGAAGCAUUCUCAUGCCUUGUCAUUCAGUGAUGUGUGAUGGACACAUUUUGGCCAGUAAUGGUAGAGAUCUAACCAAUGUCCCAAGAACGUGCUAUUUUGUAGCUCCACGCUCAAGAUACACGCGGUUUUGGUUCGUGGUGUUAAAUUGGUCUAACGACGGUGCCGCAUUUGUUGAGAGAUUUAUUACAUGCAAUGAAAUUCGGUGAAAAUACACAAGAUUAGACGUUUUAUACAGGCAUGACUGUAUACAAUUUCUAUGAUUGAUACCUAUAUAGUAAUGAUUUCUAAAUGAGGCAUGCAUUUUUCUUAUCUGAUGAAAUCUAUGCCGUAAAACAUAAUUUUUAUGUCCCCCCAAAAAAUCCUCAUUGAAAAAAACCCCCAACUUAACAUUCUCCCACAUGGAACAUUCUAUUUGACUCUGUCCCCUGAGAAACAUGUUACUCUAUUGGAAAAUAUGGAAUGGUAAUUUCACCUUAUUUAAACGUCUUCCCUGUAUUUCAUCGAGGGGUUAUGCACUUGUUUGAUGCUUCCCUUUUACUUCAGUUCGUGUGCAUUCCAUUGGGAGACAAAUGCCCAGUCAUCUCCACUCCGCCAAAGCUGAAUGUUCCUCAUUUUCUCUGAAGGCUCGUCCACGCUUGCGCAAUCAGUUGCGCAAUCAAAUCGCUCUCGAAAUCGCCAUUUACAUUUAGCUCCACUUUUUUUUAUCGUUAGCUCCACCUACACCGUGUUAUUGAAAUGACCAUCUUUGCGCACGUGGUGAAAUACGUCACUCAAAAAAAAAUCCGUCUCUACUUUGAGCAACCGGUUGCGCAACUGGCAACUUGCAUGCGACCGAGUUGCGCAAUGUCGCUCGGCUGUGGAUGGGCCUCAAGGUACCUUUUGUACUGCGCUUCAUGCGCUGUGUGAAGGUAGCGGCCAGCACCAAACAGAGUUGCUGUGAGCAGAGGGCCUCUCUCAAUAUGACUGCUUGCAGUCAUGAGACAUUUGUUCAGCUACAUCUAAAGAACACCAAAUAAGUAAAUAAUGCUGAUUACCGUAUAAUUUGCCAAAUCCGCACGAAAGGUAAAUUUCCACCGACCGUCCUGACAUGCGCGGUUGAAGUUGCACACAGUCACCGGCAUUAAAUCAAGAGCCGGUGCAGUGGUGCCACGUGGCAUAUGUGUGAGCUGUGGGCCAUUCUAAAAUUGCUAUUUACGUCUGUUAAAUCUCAUUGCUGGCUUUUGAUGAUAUAAUGUGAUGGGAUUUGAGUUGACAGAGUUGUGGGAAAUGCCUUGGUUGCAGAUGCUCAGUGACCGCUGCCAGGUGUCUUCGUUUGGAGACGUUGAGUGGAAUUUGCCUUCCUUACGGAGCUCGCGUUAAAAAGAAAAUUGCACCCCGUUGCCUCGAUGACGUUUCUAAACGCAAUGACGAUGUGCCUUUAAAAGUACGGGUCGCUGAGCAUCCACUGCUGCCCGUUUAUCAGGACUUUUGGUGAGAUUUUUUGUUUUUAACGUUUACAGGUGUAUCCAUGAUUGCCAUAUUUAGGAUGUUGUGCUGCAGGAGUGGCAAGAAAUAAAAAAAAAAAUAACAACCAGUGUAUUUAUGCAAACCCCUGCAAUGUUUCUGUUCGAAAAUUAUGCACUAAAAAGAAACGAGUAAUAUGCUAAACACUGCUUGGGUGGUAGAGGCUUGUGAUUGGUGACCCUGAGGAAGACACCAGUAUCAACAUCGCGAAGUCAUCAUAUUCCAGUGCAGUGUGUGACGUGAUCUGUGCUUAUAGUCUUAACAUUAGUAAUAAAAGUGACUACUUUGGUGUUUGA
Messenger RNA from Lethenteron reissneri (Far Eastern brook lamprey), 3378 nucleotides. Its product is annotated as beta-parvin-like. Lineage: Eukaryota; Metazoa; Chordata; Hyperoartia; Petromyzontiformes; Petromyzontidae. The record is from RefSeq and is a predicted model, not a curated record. Gene Ontology annotation, biological process: cell projection assembly; substrate adhesion-dependent cell spreading; establishment or maintenance of cell polarity regulating cell shape. Gene Ontology annotation, molecular function: actin binding. Gene Ontology annotation, cellular component: actin cytoskeleton; focal adhesion; cytoplasm.